Molecule: messenger RNA, 1498 nt
Organism: Sebastes umbrosus (honeycomb rockfish)
Lineage: Eukaryota; Metazoa; Chordata; Actinopteri; Perciformes; Sebastidae
Exons: 3
Coding region: 761-1498 (245 amino acids)
Source: RefSeq, a predicted model, not a curated record
ACAUGUUGUAAAACUGAAUGAAACAUCACGUUUUAAACACAAACAAAUGCCCAGCUGUUUUAUUUACCCUUUAAAAAAAAAAAAAAUAAAAACCUAUUUAUGACCAAUUUAUAAAGAUUAAUGUCUUCAGUAGGAAUGAAUGGGCUUUGGGCUGAAUGCCACAGACAAGUAGAUGAGUACUGAGGGAUGAACUAAUGCAUUGCUGAUUUUGAUCAGAAUAAAACCAAAUGUUUAUUUUGUUGGUGUAUUUUGUGAGAUUUUAAACUAUUUUGAAAGAUUAAAAUCAAAGUUUAUAUUGUUAGUUUAUUAUUAUUUUGAAUGGUCAAAGGCAAAAGUACUUAGACAUUGCUUUCUACCUUUUAAAAAUGGGCAGAUUUGUUAAAUGUUCAUGUUUUCUGGUUCUUGUUUGAAUUAAAUGUUCAAAUUGUUUCUAUUGGUAGCUUCAUUUGUUGUAUCUAUGUGCAUUUGUGCCAACCAAUCCCAUUACAGGGUAGUUAGCACAAAUGCACAACAUGAUGUCAGAGAAAUACGACAGAGAGUGGAAACUGUGCCAACCAAUCCCGGUCUCCCCUACUGCAAAGAGUGAAAAGACACACACCUUUCGGGCAGUCAGGUAUGGAUUGAGUCAUCCCUCUUAACGUAGCGCCAGAAUGUAUUAUUACUAGUUUACUCUCUGCCACCAGUCUUGUGGAUUUCCCUGUUUUCCUUCCUGCUACCUGUUGCUUGACUGCCAUUACCUGCCUACCUGUGGACCUUCAGCAUGUUGAGAAUCAAUGUCAUCCGUGGCUGGAUGGACAAGGCAAAAGACUCAAAAGGGAAGUUCUUCCUCCUUUUCAUGGUUACCAUCAUCUUCAUCUUCUUUAUCACUGUGAGAAUACCCAGGAUGACGUACGGCGCCAUCCCAAAGCCGCGUGAGGCUCCGAAAACUUGCCCCUUUCAGAUCUCUGAGCGGACCAUCACCCCCCUCAACAAUACCAAGCACUUACUGGUGUCAGCCUACAUGGACCAGAGAGUGAAGGGCUUUGAUAUACGCAUCAUUGGUAUAUUUAAGAGAGACUCCAUCCAACCCCUUUACUGUCUUUUCUGCUGUGCAGGUCACUUAUCAAGUACAACACCUCCAACAACAAUUUUACAACACUCUGACAACUUCGGUUUUCCCUUCGUCACUACGGAUGUCAUGUGUCAGAUUCCUCAAAACUGCAACGCUACACAUGUCAGUCUCCUGACUCAGCCAGGCAGAGAAAAUGUAUUUAACCAGAUGUGGCUUCCUAUCAGAAACCAGAAGACCAAAGGGAAGGAGGAGAAAAAGUUUCAGUUUGACUUCACAGUCUGCGUCUCCAACCUGUUUGGAGAAUACAACAAUGUGCUUCAGUUUAAUUUAUGUUACUCUUUAACAUUUGCAGACGACACUGCCGUAGUAGGACUGAUAACCAACAACAACGAGACCGCCUACAGGGAGGAGAUCCAACAUCUGACACAAUGGUGUCUGGACUGCUGA